CGGCGUCAGCAGAAGGUGGCAGGGCGUGCUUCAGGAGACGCGAUCUCAGCGGUGGGGGACCGGGACCUCCGGGCUGUGGACGCAGCGUUCUCGCGGCCGCCUCAGCCGUCGGGCCCCCAGCUCCCCGCGCGGAGCCGCCUCGGGGCCUAGGCCGGCCGGGGCCGCGGAGGGCAGGGGCCACCAGCAGCGAGAGGCAGGUGCCCCCGGCGGCCGCCGCCGCGAUGUUCAAAAACACGUUCCAGAGCGGCUUCCUUUCCAUCCUGUACAGCAUCGGGAGCAAGCCCCUGCAGAUCUGGGACAAGAAGGUGCGGAAUGGCCACAUCAAAAGAAUCACAGACAACGACAUCCAGUCUCUGGUGCUCGAGAUCGAAGGGACGAACGUCAGCACUACGUACAUCACCUGCCCUGCGGACCCAAAGAAGACCCUGGGCAUCAAACUCCCCUUCCUGGUCAUGAUCAUCAAGAACUUGAAGAAAUACUUCACUUUUGAAGUUCAGGUUCUGGAUGACAAGAAUGUGCGUCGGCGGUUCCGGGCCAGUAACUACCAGAGCACCACUCGGGUCAAGCCCUUCAUCUGCACCAUGCCCAUGCGGCUGGACGACGGCUGGAACCAGAUCCAGUUCAAUCUGUCCGAUUUCACCCGCAGGGCGUACGGCACGAACUACAUAGAGACCCUCAGAGUGCAGAUCCACGCGAACUGCCGCAUCCGGCGAGUGUACUUCUCGGACAGGCUCUACUCCGAGGACGAGCUGCCCGCCGAGUUCAAGCUCUACCUCCCAGUUCAGAACAAGGCAAAGCAAUAACCUAGAACCGGAACACGACAGGAGGAAUAAGCCCUGGGCCUAAUGCUUAAUUUAAAAGGAAAAUAGCUGGAGGACAAUGUGAAAUACAGACAUAUUUAGAUACAUUCGCUGUGCUAGGGUCCGUAGUUGCAUCGUAAGUAUGGUGGGAGAUAAGCAGCUCUUGGUCCAGGAUGUUUAUCCAACACUUUACUAAGAACCUGCCCGGUGGGUGACAAGCCAGCGCUGGAAUUUACCCUCAGGGGCCGUCCCGGACGUGUGCAGGUGGUAUUUACCAUGAAAGUGCAGAGUUAAGUGUGCCGCCCUGUAAAGCAGAUUCAUUCCAAUAUUUUCUCUUAAUGGUUUCUUGUCUUUUUGUUUUAUAUAUUAUCUAAAUAUAUAUGUAUAUCCUAUGUAAUACUUACAGUCUUGAAGUGAAUAAAAUGUUUUAUUCUGUUUUUAAG
This is a messenger RNA of Gracilinanus agilis (Agile Gracile Mouse Opossum), 1243 nucleotides long. It is a transcript of the gene CFAP20, whose product is annotated as cilia and flagella associated protein 20. Gene Ontology annotation, biological process: regulation of cilium beat frequency involved in ciliary motility; cilium assembly; positive regulation of cell motility. The record is from RefSeq and is a predicted model, not a curated record. Lineage: Eukaryota; Metazoa; Chordata; Mammalia; Didelphimorphia; Didelphidae. Gene Ontology annotation, cellular component: ciliary basal body; motile cilium. The transcript has 6 exons. Bases 222 to 803 code for a protein of 193 amino acids.